CAAGGCAAGAAAUAAGAAGCUAUUGUCAUGGAUGCUGAUGCUACCUCUGCACUGCACAAGAAGGGGGUGUCUACAACAGAUGAUUCCUUCAAAUUCGUUUGGUUCAAGGACCAUGAAAGUGCGAUAAAGGCCAUAUACACUGGUUCUGAGUUUGUGGAAAAUGCGACUGCUGGCGAUGAUGUUGGUAUAGUUUUGGAAUCUACAAGUUUCUAUGCUGAGCAAGGUGGUCAGAUUUUUGAUAUCGGAUCUCUUGAUGGUCCCUUCGGUUCCUUCCAAGUAUGCAAUGUUCAAAUUUUUGGAGGUUUUGUACUUCAUAUUGGUUCUGUUUCUGGAGUUACUGGCAAAUUCUCCGUUGGUGAUAAAGUAACUUGUAAGGUUGACUAUGACAGACGGACAUUGAUUGCUCCUAACCAUACUUGCCCACAUAUGUUGAACUAUGCUCUUAGGAAAGUGCUUGGUAAUCAUGUUGACCAGAAGGGGUCUAUUGUUCUUCCUGAAAAAAUGAGGUUUGAUUUUUACCAUGAUCCAAACAGAGAUGGUGCCAUCAAUGCUGAUCAUUUGAGAAAAAUCGAGUCUAUUGUGAAUCAGCAAAUAAAACCUGAGUUAGAUGUAUAUUCAAAGGAGGUAACGCUUGCUGAAGCCAAGCGUAUCAACGGUUUGCGAGCCGUAUUUGGAGAAGUUUAUCCUAUUUAG
Messenger RNA from Hibiscus syriacus, 693 nucleotides. RefSeq names its product alanine--tRNA ligase-like. Gene Ontology annotation, molecular function: alanine-tRNA ligase activity; aminoacyl-tRNA deacylase activity; ATP binding. The record is from RefSeq and is a predicted model, not a curated record. The transcript is spliced from 8 exons. NCBI's taxonomy places the organism in Eukaryota, Viridiplantae, Streptophyta, Magnoliopsida, Malvales, Malvaceae. The coding region runs from base 28 to 693 and encodes 221 amino acids. Gene Ontology annotation, cellular component: chloroplast; mitochondrion. Gene Ontology annotation, biological process: tRNA modification; alanyl-tRNA aminoacylation.